AUGACGGCUUAUGCAGUUGUUGAAGCUUUGGAUCAUGUCAGUGGAAUGGUGGCUAUGCAGACAAAACCAAACGGAGAUUAUACACUCGUCUUUAGUUCACUCUUCUAUUAUGGCGACAACUCCACGGCCACUGAUGAUGACUACUAUGCAUUUGCAAAGACAUGGAUCACCUGCCACGCUACGGCACCGGAGGAUGGCGUACGUACAUGCAACUCGACAGGCGAGGUGCUUACGGGCAAGACAACGACAAAGACAGGGACCCGGGUGGAACCCACCACAGAGGUCUGGACAACGACUACGAGGACCUAUGCGACCCAGACUUCACUGAUCUCGAACUCUGUUCUCAUAACGAUGAGUGACCACAUGAGGCCCGCGUCCUUCGAGCGCCUGCUCACACGACGAACUUCCUCGACAGAUGAGAGCACAAUAACUGCGGCACCAAGUACAGGCUGA
Molecule: messenger RNA, 453 nt
Organism: Exophiala bonariae
Lineage: Eukaryota; Fungi; Ascomycota; Eurotiomycetes; Chaetothyriales; Herpotrichiellaceae
Exons: 1
Coding region: 1-453 (150 amino acids)
Source: RefSeq, a predicted model, not a curated record